GAGCAAGCUCUAAAGGGGCGGUAAUAGGACAGGGUAGGCUGUGGCGGUUCCCCAGGUUGUACGUGGAGGGGGUUGAGGAGUCUACGGCUGUUCCGACGAUGUCCUGACAAGGCGCGGGAACAGCAGUGACAACGUGCAGAACCCUCCCCACGAAGCGAAGGAGGUGAAAGGAGCCGCUCAGCCCCCGAGGAAAGUCAUAGCGGCGCUGUGUUGAGGCAGGUUGCUAGGGGGUUCGUAGCCCUCAGGGGUUGGGGGAGGGGAGCAAACGACGAGCGGUUUUUCAUGCGCAUGCGUUGAAGUUGCCGCUGCCCGGGACCAUCUUGACGCGCAUGACUGAAGCCGGAGGACCCGCGGCUGCCGGUGGAGUGGCGCUUGCGCAGUGAGGAGCCCGCUUAGGACAGCACUGGCCCCGGGUCUAUAGUAUGCUGGGCUGGCGCCCUGUGACGUAGUGAGGAGUCCUUUAAAGUGCUACUGAAAACCCUGCUCUGCAGAGCGGAACCCGAUCGCACUUAAUUGGAACCUGAUUUCGUCGCUUUCUGUUCCCCCGGGGGCUGCUGCCGUCGGGGCCGUGGGAUGAGGCGGCAGAAGAGGUCUGGAGGACCUGGUGAUGCGUUCCUCCCUUCAGCUGGAGACCUUUGAAGAGAUCCCGGGAGGAGGCCCCGCCGCUUGUGCAUGACACAGGCAGGCUGCUGCGGCUGAGGCCUCCCGGUGGCCGCGGAGCCCCUCGAAGAGCCAGGAUUCUGACUGGACGCUGGUCAUUUCCUACCUGUCCUUCAGCUGAGUAAGGGAAAAGAAGUGGAGCACGCACGGACGACGCGGCUUCGCUUCUGACUUCAAUCCUUGUCCUUCCCCCAUUCCACGAGGAGAGCUUUCGGAUCUCGCUGGAGGAAAGGGGUCAGAGGAAUUGACUGCCAGGACUUUCAUCGACUGCUCUGACCUUUCUCCUAAAGACAUACCGGGCUUCAUCGCACGGAAGACUGGAACCUGAGGGAAGCUACCUGCCCCGACCCAGCUCCCUCCCCAAAGGGGAUGAAAACCCCCGGGAAGCAUUGAAGCUAAGCAUUCUCAAAUGCUUUGAGAAGUGAGUGACGUAUGGAGGAUUGAAGGACCACCAUCCCGCCCUCCCCAGCCCUCGACCUACCUGGCUUCCAUCUCCUAGAGAAAAGGGGGAUCCUUGCCACCCUGAAAUCUGCCUUUGGAGAGCUGUAGGCAAACCAUCUUUUUCAGAAGGAACAUUCGCAUACAGCUGGUGCAGGCCAUGAAUAGCAGCAGCACUUCCCACUCUCCAGUUCCCAGAGUCGGGUAUCUAGGAGAUCAAUAGAGGAAAGGUGGGGGUGGGGUGGGAAGCAGCACUAUGGCUGCUGCCAGCGGCUACACCGACUUACGUGAGAAACUCAAGUCCAUGACAUCCCGGGAUAACUACAAACCCAACAGCCGGGAGGCUGCCGUGGUGGCCGCUGCUGCUGCGGCUGCAGCUGCUGAGCCCUACACCAUCCCGGCCAAACGUAAAUACCACGAAGACUCAGAUUCAGAGCGCAGUGACUACGAGGAGCAGAAGGAAGAGGAGGCCCGAAAAGUGAAGAGUGGCAUCAGGCAGAUCCGCCUCUUUAGCCAGGAUGAGUGUGCCAAAAUCGAGGCCCGCAUCGACGAGGUGGUGUCCCGAGCAGAGAAAGGGCUGUAUAAUGAGCACACAGUGGAUCGGGCUCCCCUUCGCAACAAGUACUUUUUCGGAGAGGGCUAUACCUAUGGAUCCCAGCUGCAGAAGCGAGGUCCAGGUCAGGAGCGGCUCUAUCCACCUGGGGACGUGGAUGAAAUCCCGGAGUGGGUGCACCAGCUGGUGAUACAGAAGCUGGUGGAGCACCGUGUCAUCCCUGAAGGCUUUGUCAACAGCGCAGUAAUCAAUGACUACCAACCCGGAGGCUGCAUUGUCUCACAUGUGGAUCCUAUCCACAUCUUUGAGAGACCCAUAGUGUCUGUCUCUUUCUUCAGUGACUCCGCCCUCUGCUUCGGCUGCAAGUUUCAAUUCAAGCCCAUCAGGGUCUCUGAACCUGUGCUGUUCCUGCCUGUGAGGAGAGGGAGUGUGACUGUGCUCAGUGGAUAUGCUGCUGAUGAAAUCACCCACUGCAUACGACCGCAAGAUAUCAAGGAGCGUCGAGCUGUCAUCAUCCUUAGGAAGACGAGACUUGAUGCCCCACGAUUGGAAACAAAGUCCCUGGGUAACUCUGUGUUACCCCCUGGUUACACUUCUGAUCGUCUGUCAGGAAGCAACAGGGACCAGAUCCUAAAACCAAAGCGGUCCCACCGAAAAGCAGAUCCGGAUGCUGCUCAUAGGCCACGAAUUUUAGAAAUGGACAAGGAAGAGAACCGGCGUUCUGUCCUCUUACCAAAACACAGGAGGAGGAGCAGCUUCAGCUCUGAGAACUAUUGGCGAAAGUCUUAUGAGUACACAGAGUACUGCGGAGAGGAUGAUGGGAGCCCAGCCCGAAAAGUGAAGAUGAGGAGACACUGAGAAAUGAGCAAAAAGACUCAAGCUGCAGAAACCAGCCUCUCUUCUGUGAAAACUUUCUUUGGCUGUUUCUCAUAGCUUUUUUUUUUUAAGAGUUUUUUCCUUCAUUUUAGGGCUGAAGAAAGGAACUGGGACAGGAUCCGGAUUUUUUUUUUUUUGGUUCACUUAUUUUCCUGAAUGGAAAUGAUAUUGAGGCAUCUUUGUUGCUGGGGAGCGUUGGUUACCACCUGGUCAGUCAGAUGGGCACUUUGCCCUAACCAAACAUAUAAAGUUCAAGCUGUGCUAGGCUGUGUUUAUUUAAAACACCAAAAAUGUUUUACUGUUUCACUGCUGAAGAUUCAAGAAAUUAGUCCUUUUGCUUUAAUUGUAAAUUUUUUUAAACGUUCUAAAUAUAUUGUUUGACCCCCUAGAGUUGAAACUUGGUCAUGGCCUCUUCAUGCUUUACCAACUUUAGAGUAGGGCUUGCUAAGCCCUAAGUCUCCUGUUGAUUCUUUUCUCUAACCUGCCAUUUGGUAACUGGAAUCUUGAAGUUUGCAAAUUGUUCUUCCUGCAACAGAUUUCCAAGUUGCUUAGAUCAUCUAGCUGACAGCUUAUAUGGCCACUGCACCAAGUUCUGUUUUCUCCCAGAUGUGCAGUUGUCAUACUUUCUCAGCCAGUUCUUGACCAUUCCCAGCAGCCCAAGAAAAAGGUGGGGGGAAGGUGGUACUGGAACAGAGCCCUUCGCUUAAAUAGCAUGAUUUUGUUCAUAGGUAUCUCCUUUCAUGCAUUUGGACAUAUGUGUGAAUAUUUGGAUAAGUUAGAGUCUUCUCAUGUUUUGGUCGGUUUUAGAAAUUUUUCUAGCAAGGAGGACUGAUGUCCUUCCAGGUCUAGGGUUUGGAAUAUGGAAAAGUGUCAUGGUGUGUGGUGGGUUUUUGUCUAAUCUUUUUUGUCUUCAUCCUUUCCCUUCUUUCCUGAUGAGGACCUAGGCUGGGAGAGGUCUCCGUGUUACAUGUUCAACAUUUGGCAGUCUGUUUUCUAGGUCCCCUUUAGAGAAGGUGCCUCCUUCUCUACCCCCUCCCCUUAAGACAAGGACUUCAGAGGGUAUCAGCUUUUGAAAAUUCUCUUUUUUCUCUCUUCUUUUAGUCUUUUAAUUCUUAUAGAAAGGGGAAUUUCCACAGGUUCUCAUGGUUUAGUGGUGGCCAUGAGGAGAGAUGAGAAAAGAGUUGGCUCUGAUGGAAAUUUAUAUUUCCCCCUGGAUUAUUUCCUUUGUCAGUUUCUUGGGAGGGUUGUGAGAGUUGUGAGUAAUGGGAAGAACCUUUUUUAAAACAUUUUUUAAAUUUAACAAAAAAACUUAAGCAACUUUCAGCGAGUCAGGCCUAUUAAAACUGAAGUCCUAUUCCUUUUGAACUGCUAGGAAUUCUUAGUAGAAACAGGGCUCCAUUGGCCAUAAAGAUGACUCAGGAGAAACCUGACUCCUGCUGCUAAGACCUUAACUUUGUUUUCCCACCUGAUCCUUCUCUCUGUUCUGUCCUGUUGACUUAGCUUGUCUGAGGCCUUGAAGGCUCUGGAGGUUUGGGGUCUAGUGAUAAAUUUAGAACCCUCUUUUGAAAUAUAAAUUUAAAAAAAAAAACUUCUCAGAUUUUGAUUCCUUGAAUCUGGAUUUAAGUACUAAAGCAGUUGCAGCUUUAUUUUUUUUACAGCUUUUUUCCCCAAAAAAUUAUUUGUAGUUUUGUGUGUUUGGCACUUUGCUAUGAUCUGUGUGCUCUACAAUAAAAACAAAAUCUAAUAUAUUUUGAAACAUAUUGUCUGAUGCUGUCCUAAAGAGUGACUUUAUUUUGUUAAGUUCCCCUUCUCUACCAUGUCCCUUUUUGAAAAAGGGAUCUGUUGUUCCCUGUCAGUUUGUGAGGGUGGAACCAUACUGCCUACAUGUAGCUGACAAGGAUCCUUUCUCCCAGGACAAGUUAGUUGGUAGUGUCUAAGUAGUCUGCUUCACUGAAGGAAAGAGAAGAUAUUGUUUAGGUAGAUUGAAUCCUGACCUAGGCAGAGGUAGUCCUGAGGGAGCACUUUGUCUCUUGAAAGGCUUACAAAAUCCAGGCAGGUUUAGGGUAGGUAGUGAGCCAUCUCUAUGUAAAUCCAUUGCCCCAUGACACAUACACCACCCUCAGAAAAUAAUAGCAUCCUUCUGUAUCCAUCAGGGCCCCAGAUGACCCUUAUUGGUGACUUGCCAACUGCAGAUUAUAUCAUAGUGAUGUUUAUCCAUUCUUUAGUUACCUAGGUCUGGGGUCCUAUGGUAGCCUUCUAAGUGGCAGACUGUUACCACUUUCUCACUUUCCCUGAUAGAAGAGGUAAGGAAAAAUAACUGAUUGUUCUGGGGAUCUUCCUCUUCCAAAUUGAGUACUAGGCAUCACCAUGCUGCAGACUAUUCUCUGAAGCUACCUGGGUCAGACAGGUAGCUGUUUGGCUGGAGGGGGAGGCCUUUUCAAACAGACCACAAGGCUUGGAGUUUUCUCUAGAAAAGCUGAGGGCCGACUUGGUAGGUGGCCAGAUGGGUCUUGAUCACUUGAUUUGUAUUUGGGUCUGACAGAUCCUGUUCUUCAUCUGCAUUCUUUAUUUAGUGGAUCUGAAGUGCUAAAGUGAAGGGAUGGAGAGAAUAUUGGUCUAUCUCUUUUUAGGAAGAAGGUUUCCCUGCCCCAAGGUACCUUAAGUGUCUCUUGGAUAAACCAGAGACAGGAAUGUUUGACUAUGUGGUGUGGAAAGGUAUGAGAUCUGGACAAGCAGGGACCCUAGUGUAGUGUCUUCCCUGUGGACUCUUUGAGUGGCACAAGUAGGAGCUAAUAUAUGUUGACUUGAAUUGAAGGGGGAAGGGUGCAGCAAUGGGGUUAUUAAUACAACUGGGAAUUUGAAUUUUAUGAAUUCAGUCAGACCCUUAUAAGCACAGAAUUAACUUUUGUGUUUCAGCUCACAAGGCCUCCUACUUCUCAGUCUCCUGCUAGCUUCUAGGGUAUUAAUAGACAGUUCGCUUAGGUAUUAUCAAAAACCAGCUUGAGGGAGCUCAUAAUAGAGGCAGAGCCUAGGAUAGCAUGCCCACAACUUCCCCUGGGCUCCCUGGCUGUGUGUACAAGGUAGUGGGGUGAUGGCAUAGGCCCUUGUUUCCCAGCAUAUCGACUGCAGCGGCAAAGGGGAACCCUGCAGAAUGAAAAGGAUUUGAAACAAGCGAGUCCAUUUGUCUGGCCUCUUCUUAAGCGAAACUGUCUUAGAAAGCAGAGGAAAGAUUUUCUAAGCAACCUUGACUCAUUGAUAAUAAGAGUGUUGGCAGUGAAUAUCAGGACUGAGUCAGGCUUGAGACCUGGGCUUUACCAGACCCGUAAGGAAGAAAAUGGAGAAUUAAAGGCUCUGUCUAGAAGCGUCGGUGAUUACAGUUGUGUGUGUGAUUUGGGAUUAACAGAACCGUUGAAAACCUUGGCUUCAGUCACCUCUAGAGAACACAGAAGGGGGCAAUGGUACUGAGAUACACAUCCCACUUCUCCCUUUUGAUCUCUUGAGUCUUCCCAUCCUCCCCUCCCCCAGCUCAACCUUAUGGUAAAAUCUAGGUAUUUUUAAUUCCAGCUGAGUAAACAAACCACUGUAAAAAUCCAGACUGUUGGAAAGGGCUUGAGGGUUUGACUAGGGAAGGACCCCACAAAUGGGUGGGAGGGUCAUGUCCAGCACUGACCUGGAGGUCCUCAAGCAGGUGGCUUCUGGGGCCCCUGCAGACAGCCUGACAGCCAGUUUUCCCCAGGCCUUGUGCCAUGGGUGGAGAAAAUGUCAACUUUCAGGUUGUACUGUGAGGAAUUUAAUCUUGCUGUCAUCUUGACCUUGUUUGAAAUGUCAAAUGCUACUUCCCCUCCUGUCUUGGGAACUUCCUUUUGAUGAGCCCUUUUCUUAUAGCUGGGCACUUACUGAGAGGAGCAGGGGAGGGAUGGGUGCAGUCUUUGAAAAGAACUUUAUUACAAAAGUGGCAAUAUUUAUUUUCUUUAAUAUUUCAUAGAAGUAUAGUUUGUUACAGAGCUAUACAGUGCAAGACCCAGAGAUGCACUGGGGCUAAGGGGAUGCCUGUUGGAUAUGGGGCAGCUUGUCAUUCUAGUUAAUUCUGAGAAUUUUAGCUGGGCCCCCCACCGUUUGUAUAAAAUGUUACAUUUAACGUAAUAAAAGCAGGAAGCACUG
Molecule: messenger RNA, 6688 nt
Organism: Phascolarctos cinereus (koala)
Lineage: Eukaryota; Metazoa; Chordata; Mammalia; Diprotodontia; Phascolarctidae
Gene: ALKBH5
Product: alkB homolog 5, RNA demethylase
Biological process (GO): mRNA export from nucleus; mRNA processing
Cellular component (GO): nucleus
Molecular function (GO): oxidative RNA demethylase activity
Source: RefSeq, a predicted model, not a curated record